AUGGAUGAGCAGUGGGAUCCUUCUGUAGGGGGCCGUUCCAAUUCCUCCGCUCCUCCCACAUCAGGGAGUCAACCAAUCAAGAGUCCCAGUCGUUUCCCGCGUUCUCACUUCUAUACGGAAGGUAGUGAUUCGGGCGAGGACUCGCACAUGUUAGGAUUUGUGGGCCCCUCUUCUUCCGAAGAUAACUUCAAUAGUCAGGUAAUGGUCGAGCCGGGCGAGGAAUCUGAGGCCGGAACUGCAUCACGAGUGAACUUAAGGAGCAGCCCACAGACCGAAAUAGAAGGAGAUAUAGAACCAGCAGAACCAGCAGAACCAGCUAUGGAUGACCAGGCAACCGUUCAAAUGGGUCGAGGAAGUGAUGGUUCUAAUUCCAGUGAAGGGGCUUCUGUUCGCAGUGUUAGACAAAGACAAAACUCGAGUCGUGGAAAAGCUCCUGUAAGGGAAGACAGCUUAGGUCACAGUAUUUCCACCGGUGAAGGACGCACGAAUACUUUAGAGUUUGGUGGAGGAGAUAGAGUUCGCCUGUGUAACCCUUGUGUACCGGAUCCUAAUAUAGCUCCUCCUCAAACUAAUCAAACCGGCUCUGUUCCGGAGCCUCGACACAACCUUGGCUAUCACGGCCGAACACAAAGUUCUAUCGUUCCUACUACAUCCAUACCCGGAAGCCUACCAGCGGAACCUAGAUUUCGACUUGCGGAUCAUCGAUCACAUACUGUCCCAGAAGAAUUUCAGAAUUGGUACAGGGAGCGAGCAGCUUUGAGCUCCGGACAAAACACACGUUCGAGAAGCUCAACAGUUACUGGAACGGGGCGAGAUACAACUGAAGAUAUGGUAAGUCGUCAAUCGGCCAUGAAACAAGAUGUAGUUGCUAAAGCUUUAUCGCAGUUUACCUUCCUGAGAAAUGUUCGAGGCCCUUCUCCUAGUGUUCAAAGCCCGCCGAACGCCCCUGUACCAAAUGCAGGCAGGCGAUAUGUCGUGUCAGGCGGAGACUUACGUUCUCGUCCUCUGCCGCGACCACCUCAAAUACAAGAGGAAGAUGAAUGCCCCAUUUGUCACCAUGAACUGCCUUCUUCAUCUCUCGCUAACUCCGAAACCCUUCGAUCUGAACAUAUAAUUUCUUGUAUUAAUCGCGCCACAUCUAGACUUUCUACCGGUACUCCGAGUUCAACACCCACUCCACCAAUCCCAUCAACUACACGUCCGGCGCUACCCAUCACUCAAACAUCCGCACAAUCGAGCUCCUCUCGCGUCUCUGCCUCUUCCACAUCAGCUUUACCUCAUCCUCUUGUAUCAACUCCAUCGAGCGGUCCCUCUCAACCUCGGCGCACAGGAGUAUUUCCAUAUGUUGCCACGGAGAAAGAUUGCCAAGACGAUGCCGAAUGCCAAAUAUGUUUGGAAGAAUACGAACCAGGUGUCGAAAUGGGACGUCUGGAAUGCUUUUGUAGGUUCCAUUUAAGUUGUAUAAGGAAAUGGUUUGAGAAGCACCCAGGAAGAUGUCCGAUGCAUCAGCAUGAUGAGUAUGGAUAUUGA
Molecule: messenger RNA, 1530 nt
Organism: Sclerotinia sclerotiorum 1980 UF-70
Lineage: Eukaryota; Fungi; Ascomycota; Leotiomycetes; Helotiales; Sclerotiniaceae
Exons: 3
Coding region: 1-1530 (509 amino acids)
Source: RefSeq, a predicted model, not a curated record